Messenger RNA from Acaromyces ingoldii, 686 nucleotides. RefSeq lists its product as hypothetical. Bases 65 to 517 code for a protein of 150 amino acids. The record is from RefSeq and is a predicted model, not a curated record. Gene Ontology annotation, cellular component: mitochondrion. The transcript is spliced from 3 exons. NCBI's taxonomy places the organism in Eukaryota, Fungi, Basidiomycota, Exobasidiomycetes, Exobasidiales, Cryptobasidiaceae.
CUCAAUUUCUUCGAGCAACAGCAGCAGCAGCAGCAGCAGCAGCAGCGCGAUUAGUGUGUGGACGAUGGCGCUCAGACCAGUCGUCUCGUCGCUCUUUGCGAGGAGCCUCGCCAGGCCGUCGUUGAUUGCUGCCGUCGCCGCUCGACAUGCUUCCACGUCCGCUCCUGCACCCGCCGCGAGGCCCAUUCCGCCUCCUCGAGGCAACCUUGCAACGCCCGCCGACUUCCUCCAGGCGAUCAGCACCCCGCGGCGAGGCGACCUGCAGCAGGCCGUCUCAGGUCUGACGGGCGAAGACUGGAACGCCCUCUUUGGCCUCGAUGGAACGCAGCUCAAGAGUGCAGGUGUGACCCCAAAGCAGCGCAGAUUCGUCCUUUGGGCCCUGGAGAAAUAUCGGCAGGGCCACGACCCAAGCGACUUUGUCGUGGAUCAGAAGCCAAAGAAAAAGGUCCGGGGAUGGGGCCCACGGGUGCAAAAGGGGAUUCGGGUCAGAGGCAGGAGGCGACCGGGGGAGAAGUAAAAAGGGCGUGUAUGUGAAAUCCAGGGUGCAGCAAUGCGCCUGUCUGUGUAUAAAUACAAAUGGUACACCAUAAAACCGAUCAAGUGACUCCUAAUCCAUGGUGAGAGAACAGAGAAAGAAGUGUGGAGCAGAGCAGAGAAGCAAGCACAUCAAGCCAUCUUGUCGCCGU